AUGGAGCGUGGCAAAAUUUCCUCCUGCUCCUUCCUCUUCUUCUCGUUAUUAUUAACGACCUUUUGCGCGUCCGUCCGAGCGACCGCGCAAGACCCGAUCACCAUGAGGCAGAUACUUCCAGUGUACGCGAUUAUGGAGAACAUCGAUCUUCUGAAUUCCAGCAGAUGUCGGACGGAGAUAGAAGAAUUUCGUAACGCGGUGGACGAACGAGUAACUUGGGGUCUGAGAGCGAUGGACACCAGUGGCGUGCCACCCAGAGGAUUUCUCUAUGGGAAUAAUCUUUGGUUAGGAGAUCAAAAAGGUUGCUAUAUGCUCUCUGAAAAUACCACGCUACCUCUCUCGGAGAAAACACGAAAGAACAAUUCGAUAUACCGGAAUCCGAACGAGGAGUUUCCACCUUUUCAGCUUCGUUUCUUUGUUGGACGUAUGUGGCACAAUAGCACCGUGCAAUAUCAUAUAGAAACGGAAAAUGAAAACAUGAUCACGCUUGGACUUUGUUUGCCGGCAUCCUGCAGCAAACGCGAUGUAGCCACGAUGCUGGAUAAAGUGUUCCACGACGAAACUCUUUUGAUCGGGAAACUUUUUUCCACCGGCUUCAAAUUGAUCGAAGUCAACGAUUUGGUGAACGAUCGUCAAUGGCUGCUCUCUGCGAAGAUGAUCUCCAUCAUAGGAUUUUUGCUAUUGUUAGUUGCUAUCGCGAUAGCAGCCACGCUAUACGAUUUGUUCGUAUACCGACGGGCAAAAGAACACAGGAAAAAGGAAUUUCUUACCUUUGAAAAUAACAAUACGAGCGAAUUGAAGAGCGAAGCAGAAGAGAAAUGCGAUACCGAUCACGAAGAACCGGUACUCUCAGAGUCGAAGCAGCAGAGUCGUCUCUUCCAGUAUCUUCUCUGUUUUUCGCUUGCUUCCAAUAUACAGCAAAUAUUUCAUCGCGAAAACAGCGAAGAUAAUACGCGUAUGUUCCACGGCCUGAAAUUCUUGGGAAUGGUAUGGAUUAUUACGGCGCACUCCGUCUUCUACUCGCUUCACACUAUAAGUAACAAAGUCGUUCUCUAUACGAUAACCGAUACUAUGCCCGCGCAAAUCCUAAGCAACGCGACGUAUUCCGUGGACACGUAUUUCUUUAUAAGUGGCUUUCUGUUAACGCAUAUAUUUCUGAAGCAACGAGAAAAAGACAAGAGAAUUCCGUCUAUUACGGCAAGGACGAGUCAACUUAUUAGAAUGCUCGUGAAACGAUACGUCAGGAUUACGCCUGCAUAUUUCAUCGUUAUAUUGAUCGUGAUACUGAAUUUUUCCUGGCACGAUCGGGUCUCGUUAGUUCUUCCUCUUGAGCAACCGAGUUCGAAAUGCUCGAAAUAUUGGUGGACCAAUAUACUCUACAUCAACAACUUCUACAAUUGGGACGAGUUAUGCCUGACCUGGAGUUGGUACCUACCCAAUGAUAUGCAGUUCUUCAUAUUUGGCAGUAUUCUCCUAAUGUUAUCCGUCACACAUUACAAUAUCGCCCUGGGAAUAGGCUGUGUUACGCUGCUUUCGUCCAUAGGAUCAAGCCUUUACACGGCGUACACUCUCGAUUACCAACCUUCAUUGGACGAACAAUAUAGGACGUUGACGUACCUUUAUGUACGGCCUUGGAUCAGAAUACAGCCGUAUCUCAUAGGAAUGAUCACGUGCCAACUUCUUUCAAAGUGGAAUUACGAAGUGAAUUUAUCAAAAAGAAGCUUGAUCAUUGGUUCGACGUUGGCUAUUUUAUGUAAUUCUGUGAUUCUAUUCUGCACGGUGAUCAGAGACAUGCCCUUGAGCAUAUCCGUCCCUUAUAUAGGCUUGAGUAGAGCAGGCUGGGCCAUGGGCAUUGCCUGGCUCAUAGUUACGUGCGCGACGAAUCACGCCGGUAUGGUGAGGAAAUUCUUGUCGCUAAAUUUUUUCGUUCCUUUGAGUAGAUUAACCUACUGUGCCUAUCUCAUAAAUCCUAUUCUUAUACUUUCGUUAAAUUCGAUACGUGUUUAUCCCUUUAUCGCCGAUGAAAUCGUGAUUGGUGCUUUGUCCCUUGCAAUGGUUAUCUGUACUUUUAUCCUUUCGAUUCUGAUAUCCGCAGUAGGAGAAGUGCCGUUUAUAUUGCUCCUUCGAUUAUACAAUAAUCCACAAGGAAGAAAGAAAUGAGUGUACACUAAUAAAUGUCUCCGAGUCCUUUGAUCGAUAAACUAAUGGAACGAAGUCUUACAC
This is a messenger RNA of Bombus impatiens (common eastern bumble bee), 2223 nucleotides long. RefSeq names its product nose resistant to fluoxetine protein 6-like. Gene Ontology annotation, molecular function: acyltransferase activity, transferring groups other than amino-acyl groups. Bases 1 to 2160 code for a protein of 719 amino acids. The transcript has 13 exons. NCBI's taxonomy places the organism in Eukaryota, Metazoa, Arthropoda, Insecta, Hymenoptera, Apidae. The record is from RefSeq and is a predicted model, not a curated record.